Messenger RNA from Hymenoscyphus albidus, 1233 nucleotides. The record is from the annotation of a GenBank genome assembly. Lineage: Eukaryota; Fungi; Ascomycota; Leotiomycetes; Helotiales; Helotiaceae.
AUGUUAGGACCGCAAGCUUGUACCCGCUUUGAACGUCUCCCAGAGGAAAUCCUUCGUUAUGUCCUCUUGGAUAUCGAUUCCAUACCAUCGUUAUACAAGCUAAUGCAAGCAGUUCCAACUGUCGUUCACUCCUGUAUAGCAAUAUUCGAUGAACUCAUAGGCAGAAUUCUCCGCAGGUCAAUAGACGAGGAGUUACGAUGCUAUCUCUAUGCCAUUGUCCAAGCACAAGCAGUGGGACGCAUGAGUGCAUAUGACCUUGGAUUUUUCCUCGAUACUCACUUCGAGAUCUCAAACCCCAAUAAAAUCCCAGAAGAAAUCCCACGUUCGCUAAGAACCAUCGAAUACAUGGCCAAAGUACUCGCGGCGGUCGAUCAUUUCUCAACAUUGUGUCCUGAGAUAUGGUCCUGGUGCGGCUGCGUUGGCUUAUAUAGCAAACCCAUCCUGCCAUUGACAAUGUGGAAAAACAAAUACCAAAUUCGUCGCGCUCUAUUUCGAUUCCAACUCUAUUGCGAACUCUUCCACAAACCCGGACAGGAGAUUCCUGACAGACCUUACGCCCACACCUAUUCGCACUGGGGCUGGGAGGAGAACUGGGACGCUCAAGAACUCUUCUGGCUGCGCUACGAGGCAUGGGAGAUUGAAGAAUGCAAAUCGAUCUACUACACCCUAAUCUUCCAUCUCGAAUACGUAACCAAAACCAAAGACCACCUUCUCAGUUGCUGCAUCAGGAACCGCUCACCGUACAGCAAAACCAACAUCCGAGGUCUCCCAACCAUCGCUGCAUCCCUGAAUACCACAUGUGUAGCGAGCCUCCCACCCUUCCAACAAGCCUACCUCGAAAUCCUCCUCCAGAGACCCUUCUCCGGCUUCCGCAUUACCGACCCAGACGAUCUCGGCUAUUUCUCCCACCGCAUCCCUAAUAUGUUCCAUGACCCCAUCCCCCGAGCAGAUUACCGCACGAGUCGAACGAGGAGGUGGGCGCCUAGUCCCUUUCCGGGUGUUACUUUGAGACAGCUCUGUCUUGCUACGUACGGAUGCAAUACUGUUCCGAGGGAAGUGCGGCGAUUGAAUACGACUGCGAAGCGCCGGCAGGUCUUGAGGUAUCUCGGAUGGUGUUUUUGGGAUCGCAGGGAUUUGGCGGAGUGGGCUUUUUUUGGGGCGAGUUUGUGCGAGUUUAGGAAAAAGAGGGGGAAUGAGAGUUGGUUUUCUGAAGGAGAGGGGGGUGAGGGGUGA